Cheilinus undulatus (humphead wrasse) is the source of this 2502-nucleotide messenger RNA. Its product is annotated as integral membrane protein GPR155-like. Gene Ontology annotation, biological process: transmembrane transport. Gene Ontology annotation, cellular component: membrane. Bases 205 to 2502 code for a protein of 765 amino acids. Lineage: Eukaryota; Metazoa; Chordata; Actinopteri; Labriformes; Labridae. The record is from RefSeq and is a predicted model, not a curated record. The transcript is spliced from 14 exons.
GGAGUUUGUUCCAUUGUUGAACUAAUUCCUCUUGAGGUGACCUGGAUAAUGCAGGGGAACUCUGACCUGAACCAAAAGGCUUUGGACCAUUGUGUAGACUGAAGCUUAACCAGCACAUGAGGGCACAAACACUUCAGGGCAUGAGAGCAGACUGCUAGCAUCAGCUUCAGCUUUUUAUGAGGAGGAAGACCCGCUUCAGCCACCAUGUCCAUUGACAAGCUCCUCCCGGCUCUCCUGGAGUGUUUUGGAAUAAUAAUAUGCGGAUACGUCGCAGGGAGAGCAGACAUCAUCACCUCCACCCAGGCUAAAGGAUUGGGGAAUUUUGUCUCCAAGUUUGCCCUCCCUGCACUGCUGUUCAAGAACAUGGUCCUGCUGGACUUUGGUAAUGUCAUCUGGCCAUUCCUGUGGAGCAUCCUCAUAGCCAAAGUGUGUGUAUUUUUCAUUGUGUGUGUCCUAACGUUGAUAAUCGCCAGCCCUCAUGACCGCUUCAGCCAGGCUGGGAUUUUCUCAAUAUUUGCAACCCAAAGCAAUGAUUUUGCUCUGGGAUAUCCCAUAGUGGAGGCCAUUUACAAGAAAACAAACCUAUACUACCCCCAGUACAUCUACCUGGUGGCACCUGUGUCACUGAUGAUUCUCAACCCCAUCGGCUUUGCCUUCUGUGAGAUCCAGAAAUGGAAGAAUCAAGAAACUCACCAGCAGAGCAAACUUUUGAUCGUGGGAAUUGUAAUUUUGCAGGUCCUGAAAAACCCUAUAGUGUUCAUGGUUAUCAUCGGCCUCGUUGCCCACAUCCUUCUGCAGCACAAUAUUCCUCCAUUCAUGAAUGAAUUUGUGGAUUGCUUGGCUGACUCUUUUGGUGGAGCAGCUCUUUUCUACUUGGGUCUGUCCAUGGUGGGUCAGAUGCGGAAACUGACCAGGUCCACAUUUGUUAUACUGGUGUUACUUCUUACAGCUAAACUGUUGCUAAUGCCCUUGAUCUGCAAGAACAUGGUGGAUCUGUUGGACCAUACCAACGUGAGCGCUUUGAACCACUCCAGCCUCUCCAAUUAUGCUUUUCUUUAUGGAGUGUUUCCCACUGCACCAAGUGUGGCCAUCUAUGCUGUCUAUUAUAACGUAGAGAUUGAAGUUGUAACCUCUGGGAUGGUGAUCAGCACUUUUCUCUCAGCUCCAAUCAUGUAUGUUUCUGCCUGGUUACUGUCAAUCCGUCAAAUGGAUCGGCAGCUUGUGAUGGCUUCACUGCAGAGUGUCAGCUUUAACAUCAGCAUACUGAGCAUAGUUUUACUGAUUUGGACCUUUGCUGUUAUUUUUUUGACUAAGAAAGUCAAAAGACUACCUCAUAUGCUAACAGCUAACCUCUUCCUAGCACAGUUUAUAACCUGCAUUGGGAUGAUACUUUGGACCUAUGUGGCUCCAAUGGACAACUUUGUCGGGCAGGUCCUGACUUUCACCAUACUCUGUACCUCACUUUACAGCACAUAUGUAUGGCCAGCCAUAAUAGCUCUCUCUCUUGUGCUCAUGAAGAGGUUUGGGGAUCUGAAAGUUUCACCAGGCAUGCUGGUCCUUGCAGGGUGGGGGGUUCCAGCUUUAAUAACAGCUGUGUUACUCUUUUCUGGGGAAAAAACAUCCGACACGAUGGACUCAACAUUCAUUUAUGGCAAGCAGCAGAUAAUCUGCACCUCAGUGGUAGCUUUCCUCAGUAUACUGCUGGGAGGAGGGUCUCUUGUAUGUCUCAGCAAAGGAAACAGGACCCCGCAAGAAAAUGCUAGUGAAGGACCCUCUGCAGAGACUCUUGGAACUGAAGUUGAACCAGUGAUCCAGACGAAUUUUGAACCUGUCAGUCAAUCAGGAGAGCUUUCCAGAGGUCAAGGGGGGAACAGCUGCUCGUCCAAAGACUGUCUGCUUGUUCGUAUGGAAAACCUCCGUCAGGCUCCUGAUGGACAAGUGGCCCGUCAUGAGCUCUUGUGUCUGCUUCUGACUGUCAGCUUGCUGGCUAACUUAUCCAGCUGCUUGUGGUUGCUCUUUUACCAUGUUCCUGGUAAACUAUACUUGGAGCUGCAGUUCUUCUGCGCUGUGGCCAACUAUGGACAGGGGUUUCUCUCUUUUGCUGUGUUUGGUCUGGACAAGCACCUGAUGAUAUUGCUAUUUCGAAAGAGGUUUGGACAAAAAGAUUUUGAUAUUAAAAUAAAAGUGCCUAUCAUGGCCCCUAAGAGGAGAUGGGCUAAUCGGGCCGUAAAGAAGAAGAGGCCUUUUAAGACCCCUGUAGAGACCAAGCCAGAGGAGAUCCUUCCAAUCCCACAGAAAAUAAGCACCAGCAGCCCAGAGAAAAAGGAUCCAGGGCAGGUGGGUUCAACAGUGGAAUAUGUACAAGAGGAGAAAAAGGUGAUGAUUCAUUACCUGCCCCAUGUACGUGAUCUGCCAAGAGCCAAGGAGGAUCCUAGACCCAGUGGGAGUGAGACAAAACCACAAGGGAAAGACAUUAAGAGGAAAAAGAGGGUAAAAAAAUGA